Anopheles marshallii is the source of this 1578-nucleotide messenger RNA. Its product is annotated as lysophosphatidylcholine acyltransferase-like. The coding region runs from base 1 to 1578 and encodes 525 amino acids. Gene Ontology annotation, molecular function: calcium ion binding. The record is from RefSeq and is a predicted model, not a curated record. NCBI's taxonomy places the organism in Eukaryota, Metazoa, Arthropoda, Insecta, Diptera, Culicidae. The transcript has 9 exons.
AUGGCGGCCACGGCCGAAAAGGAACCACCGGCGGGGACGGUGCCGGCGGCAACGGUGGCGAACCCUGCACCAGCAACAACCGGAGCGUCCCGUGCACGGUCAGCCAACAACCAAACGCAAAACAAUCAACCGGACGAAAUACACUACGUCAACCCGUUCGUGCACAAGCUCGUGUGGGAUGAUCCGGUCGACAAGGCGAAGACCGCACUGUUGACGGUGAUACUGCUGCCAUUCCGUGUCGUGCUAAUUCUCGUCUGUCUGGUGGUGGCGUGGGCCCUCGCCAAUAUCGGCCUGUACGGACUGUCCAAAGAAGAUCUGCGCACAAAGCCUUUGGCGGGCUGGAGGCGACAGCUGCGCCAGCUAACCGCGCUCGUGAUGCGCGCGCUGUUCCUGUUCGGCUCGUUCAACUACAUCCGGUACAAGGGUGUGCGGGCAUCGCCGAAGGAGGCACCGGUAAUCUGUGUGGCGCCCCAUACCGCCUUCUACGAUUCCGUGUGCGUCGUCCUGUUCGGACCGUCGGCGGUCGUCGCCAAGUACGAGACGGCUUCGCUGCCAUUCUUUGGAAAACUGAUUGACUAUGCCCAACCGAUCUACGUGUGCCGGGAGGAUCCACACUCGCGCCAGACGACGAUCCGGGAGAUUAUACAGCGCGCCAACUCGAAGGAGGACUGGCCCCAGAUACUCAUCUUCCCGGAGGGCACCUGCACGAAUCGGACAUCGCUGAUCAAGUUUAAACCGGGCGCCUUCUAUCCGGCCGUACCGAUCCAACCAGUCCUGAUGCGCUACCCGAACAAGAUCGACACAGUCACCUGGACCUGGGAGGGCCCGAACGCCAUUCAACUCCUGUGGCGCACACUGACGCAAUUCCACACGUUCUGCGAAAUCGAGUUUCUUCCGGUGUACUACCCGAACGAGGCGGAGAAAGCGAAUCCGAAGCUGUACGCCGACAACGUGCGUAUGCUGAUGGCCAAAGCCCUGGACAUCCCGAUCUCGGACUAUACCUUUGACGACUGCAAGAUGAUGACGUUUGUCAAGAACGUCGGUAUGCCCCACCCGGCAUCAAUUGCAGACAUCGAGAAGUUGCGCGAAACACUUCGAAUUGAUGUAUCCGAUCGGGAGCGUACGAUUGUGAAGAGCCAGCGUGAGUUCACCGACGCGAACAGCUUGCUCACGUACGCACAGUUCACCCAGCAGAUGCAGAUUGAUCCAUCCCAGGAGGCGGCACACAAUCUGUUCCAUAAAUUGUACAGGCCUGGAACUCCGGACGUUAUCGAUUUCAGAGAGUAUCUUUUACUUGCCUUAUUUCUGGUGACACUCUACAAGCCGAAGUUAGUCUUUGUUGAGUUACUUUUUCACCUGUACGGUGUGGAUGGACGUGUGGAUCGUAACCAGCUGCACGAUACGCUCAAGUAUCUCGUGCGUAUCGCGCGCAAAGAUGUAAACAGUAUCUUCCAGCAGGCGGAUCUCGACAAUCUUGGAACUAUUGGCUACGAUCAAUUUCUAAAGGCACUCGAGCACAAUCCGCUGCUGACAAAGCUGCAGAAAAAUAACGAUCCCAACAACUUAAGACUGGGCUAA